Molecule: messenger RNA, 5857 nt
Organism: Hemibagrus wyckioides
Lineage: Eukaryota; Metazoa; Chordata; Actinopteri; Siluriformes; Bagridae
Gene: tom1l2b
Product: target of myb1 like 2 membrane trafficking protein
Exons: 15
Coding region: 102-1664 (520 amino acids)
Biological process (GO): signal transduction
Cellular component (GO): membrane; endosome
Molecular function (GO): phosphatidylinositol binding; ubiquitin binding; clathrin binding
Source: RefSeq, a predicted model, not a curated record
UGAAGUCCCGGGUUGCGUCUUCCAAUUGGAUCGUACGAGGGGCGGGGCUUCAGUGUUUACUGCCUUGUUCACCGUUAGUCGAUGGGAUUGUUGUUGACAAGAUGGAGUUCUUGCUGGGAAAUCCAUACGGUACUCCGGUGGGACAGUGCAUUGAAAAAGCCACAGAUGGCUCCUUACAGAGUGAAGACUGGACUUUAAAUAUGGAAAUAUGUGACAUCAUCAAUGAAACAGAAGAUGGGCCUAAGGAUGCCAUAAGGGCUGUCAAAAAGAGACUUAAUGGGAAUAAGAAUUAUAGAGAAGUGAUGCUGACUUUGACAGUUCUUGAGACAUGUGUGAAGAACUGUGGUUAUCGCUUCCAUGCUCUCGUCACAACCCGGGAUUUUAUUGAUGGAGUUCUGGUUAAGGUCAUUUCUCCUAAAAACAACCCACCUGCCAUCGUACAGGACAAAGUACUUGCCCUUAUACAGGCUUGGGCUGAUGCUUUCAGGAGUAGUCCGGAUUUGACAGGCGUGGUCCAUGUUUAUGAGGAAAUGAAGAGAAAAGGCAUAGAGUUCCCAAGGUCAGACCUGGAGACCUUAUCACCUAUCCACACACCACAGCAGUUGCAGAGUACAUCAGAGGGGGAUCCCAAACCCAGUGCUCCGGCUCAGCCAAAACCUGUCCAUGCCUACUCUGCUCCUCCUGUCCACAGCUCACCUCAGGUUCCUAACCUGCACAUGUCUGGACCCAUCAACCCCACCCCAGAACAGAUUUCUAGGUUGCGCAGUGAGCUGGAUAUUGUGCGUGGAAACACCAAGGUGAUGUCUGAGAUGUUAACAGAAAUGGUGCCUGGUCAGGAGGAUCCAUCUGACCAUGAGCUUCUGCAGGAGCUGAACAGAACCUGCAGGGCCAUGCAGCAGAGGAUAGUAGAGCUCAUUUCCCGUGUGUCUAACGAGGAGGUCACAGAGGAACUGCUCCAUGUCAAUGACGACCUCAACAACAUUUUUUUGCGAUAUGAGAGGUAUGAGAGGUACCGGUCUGGUCGAACUGUUCAUGGUGUCAAUAAUGGAGUCCUGAGUGAGGCCACAGACGACAACCUGAUUGACCUUGGGCCAGGUUCUCCUGCAGUGGUGAGCCCCAGGAUCAGUGGCACUCCUCCCUCCAGCCUGCCAGCCUCAGUUGCCCCUGCUCGCUCUGCUUCACCUGCUACUCUCUCCUCUCGACUGGCAGGCUUGGAUGUAGGAGCUGACAGUGUCAGUGGCACUCUGAGUUCUCUAAGUCGCUGUCAGCCACUAUCAGAUGACUUUGACAUGUUUGCCCAGACCAGGAGCGGCACCCUGGCUGACCAAAGGAAGAAUCCACCAUUUGAAGACACACAGGCUGCAAGUGGAGCGGCUCCUACGCUUGAGCUUAGACAACAGAACUCUGCCGGGUUCGCUCUUGCUCAGUCCUCUGUCAUGGAUGACAUUGAGGAGUGGCUCUGUACUGAUGUGAAAGGAGAUGAUGGAGAUGAAGGUGUGACGAGUGAAGAAUUUGAUAAGUUUUUGGAGGAGAGGGCUAAAGCUGCAGAAAUGGUCCCCACACUUCCAGUGGGCCCGAGUGCGGAUCCGGCCAGUGCAGCCGGCUCUUCUGUAAAUGCUGGGAAUAAGCCUGAUCGAGCUGAAAACUCUCUGUUUGUCUUGUAAAAGGAUUUUGGGACUAUUGGUUAUGUGUUCAGCCUCCUGUGUGUGGUAAGUCGGUGGUCCUGCAGACUCAGCAGCCCCCUGUCUUUCCUCUGCUUCCCGCAUUACUACACAAUCAACACUACGGCGGCUGCCUCCUAUGCAGUUUGUUUUCGCAGACUGAUUUUGUGAACGGAUUCUAAAGACAGACAUUUUCAUGAACUUCAGACAUUCAUUUCUUUCAACAACAAAAAAAAAAUUACAGUUCAACUGUAGGAGGUCAUUGAUAUUCAUGAAUCACAUGGCAGAAACUAGCAAACAAAAAAACACAUUCUUUGUGUUCAUAACAAGGAGAUAAGUUUAGCACUUACUUCAAAUGUGAGAAAUUGAUUUUCUGGGGAAUUCUGUUUGGGCCUAGAUUGUUUUAUUUGCAAAUACACAGCAGUUUUGUUCCGCUAGCUACCGCUAAUGUGUCUCAGAAAUCUCCGGUCAGAAGCAGGUGCUGCUUAUACAGAAACAUGUGAUCUGAUCUUCACUAAUUUUAGCUGCGUACAUUUCUUACGAUAAAAUAUGCACCUGGACACCUCAGGAGCACAUAAACUUUAUGAUUAAGGGAAAUGAAUCCAUUUUACUUAUUUCUUUCUUCCUAGAAAAAGUUUCACUCUAAUAACAGUAAAUUUAGCAGAUUUAUCUAUUAUAUUAUCUAUCGUGUCUAUUAAAUGAAAAUGAACAGAGGAAGUUAGGUUUUUGUAGAAUGUGUGAAUUGCAGUACAUGAACUUGAGACUGGUUUGUUUGAUUUCGGUUACACGAGCUCUGUUUUUUUUGGUCUACCUCGCAAAGCAGUGAGAAAGGGAAAAGGAUGCCGAAGCAAAAGAGCUCUUAACUGUAGUGACUGAUGAAGUAAGUUGUGCUGCUCAGGAUAAGAUGUAUCAUUAAUUUUAAAAAAACUGUUUGAGAAAUCACAAAGGGAUAGAGUGUUAAUAUGUAUAUUUAGUGUCAUUUGCACUGAAGCAGUCUUUUUGGCUGCGUAGAUGGAGCUUUUAUUCAAAUGCAAAUCUUUGCUGUCGCUCAUCGAAAUGCUGCCUGUUAUAUGAAACAUAUUCCAAGUAAAUAGAGUUCACAGCUGAUGGUGACUGCAAGGCAGGUUAAAUUGGAUUUUUCUCUACUGUAGAAGCGAUGUCAAGCUCAGUGCUGUUACUAGGAAAUGAAACGGAUCUGCCUUAAUGAACAGAAGUCAGACGUAGCUAACAUGAACCUGUUUGGUCAAAUUUUAAAUUCUAUAAGUUGAAUAUUCUGUUUGAUACAUUUGUGUUUUCAUGUGGUGUAACUCACAGAGCUGUGCUGCUUAAAUGGACCAAACUGCAUAUAUCUGAUUAUAGGUGUCCUAAAGAAUAGCCUGUGUCAGGGUUUCCUGCAUGGGGAAUUGGCUAUUUCUCUCAAAUUUCAUGAUGCUUCUCAUACAUCAAGAAGAAAUUAGGCCUGCAAAACCCAGAUUUAAACAUCACUGCUAUUAGUUGUCUCCAACAAAUACAUAAAAUUUGUCCACUCACCCGUCACCUCAUAUAAAAAUGCCACAUGGCCAAUGAAAAUGUAAAUCUGCAAUGAUUGACAGGUUGCAGAGGUGUUUUGAACUCUCCAGCCCUGGAAGCCCUACCAACUUCCUGUCUCAUGUUGGUCUCUCGUCUUCAGCUUUCCAUGUGACGUGUGCUGACGCGGCACUGUCUUGUCACUCUAAAUGGGGAAUUUUGUGUUCACUGAGUGAAACAAACUAAAUCCUAAAUCCAAACUAAACAAAAAUAGUUAGACACAGCACUUCCCCAGGUUAGAGAGAGAAGAAAACCCAAACCACACCAAAUAAAUCUAAACAGGUCAUUUGUCUGCAUUUCUUUCAAUCCUUGCUUUUCUGUCAUUCAACAAAUUAAAAUAUCUAACUAUUACUAGCUAAAGCAUUUUAUCUAUGUAGCAAGCAGGAAGUCUAACCCAGGUUCAAGUAGUUGUAUCAUUCCUAUGAACACCAAUUUCAGUAAAAGUUGGUAAAAUUCAUAAAAUAAAAAAACAAAACAAACAAAUGUAAAACAACAAAAAGGGUGAUAUAGUAUAGCUCACAUUAUUAAAAGUCUUGGCUAUACAUUUAUGCCAUGUAUACUUGCUAACCUGUUUAAGGCAUGAUCACUAGACACCUAGAUAAAGAUGAUAAACUUUGCAUCACAUGAGUAACUAGUAAGCUACAGCACUUUAAAUGUUAUAUUUCACUGCUUUCAGUAGUAAACCUACCCCUAUGUUACAGGGAUGACUUUCGUUUGUUUGUGAAGGACAGAACAGCAAUGGUUUGAGGAAAUUAAGACAUAAACGUUUCCUAAAUUAAAUCCUGUUAAUUCCUGAAUUUACAUCCCAUCCAUUAUUGAAAUGACACUGUAGGCUGUUGGUGCAGGUUCGUUCCUAAAAAGUAAUUUUGUCCUCCACAUUUACCUGCUUUGUCAUCUCACCUCAUUUUGAGUCAGGAGUAAUCAUGGUAAUGUUUGUCUAGUCUGCAUAUUAGUUCUGUAUUUGUUGAGUGCUGAGUGAAUAGACCACAGAGAUUUACCUUUCGUCCCAAUCCCAACUGCAUCCACUUACAUUUACGGCAUCUGGCAGACGCCCUUAUCCAGAUCUUAAUGAUACAACUGACAAUUGAGGGUUAAUGGCUUUGAUUAACUCUGCUAAAUGGUCCUGGGAUUUGAACUCACAACCUUCCAAUUAGUAAUCCUUAAGCACUUCCCUCGAUACAUUCUGCAAAAACACUAAUAUAAUAAAUUGUGUUCUUCUCUAAAUUCUGCCCUCAUGAAAGCAGAUGACCCCUGAACAGUCUGGGUGUCCUGGACACACAAGAGGUUCCCCUGGACACAUCAUCUGGAGCUUUAUAUAAUGGUGGUUGAACAGUAAAUGCUGGUAGUUUAAACUGAAUGUGCUUUAAGCGAUGUUAGAUGGGAAAGGCUAAGACAAGGCUGAGUGAUUUGUUCAAAAUGUUUUCUCUUUGUUUAGCAUGACACUGGUCAGUUUUGGUACGUCUGUUGUGUUUUUUUUUUUAGUUACUGGGUGAGAAUAAUGAAAAGUCAGUGGCAAAUGAUGAGUAGUGUGUAGGUGUGAGAAAUUCUUGGAAUGAAAUAUAGAUUCAUUUUAUGAGGGAUUUUAUUUUAUUGAAUCAUUUUUAGUAUUUGAGUUAUUUUUGGCGCAAUUUUAUGUUCAGUGAAAAACAUAACCGCUUCUUUUUCCCACUAUCACACAAACCACCACUAAUUAGCAACAGCAUGAAUUCUUAGAUAAAGGACUUGCAGGUACCUAAUGAAUUCUUCAUUUCUUCACUCACUUUAUUUCCUAACUGAUUCUAAAAGCUUGGUGUACGAUGAAAUCUUUGAUGAACACGAAUAACACUAAUUCAGUUUGUUAAAUCAAAUAUGUGCAAUUUUUGUGUAUGGAUAUUUUUAUGGGUAGUAUAACACUCGUCAGCUUCUGCACUACAUCAUUUGUUUGCAUUUCAGCGUGAUUGGGAGUGUAACCUACCCUUUGUGGAGAAUGUAGGAACGAGUGAUUUUAUUUUUCUCUGAUAAUGGCAGUAUUGGAGUGGUAAAACCAAGCGCAAUGAUGAACUUCACAACUUUUGACUGUUUGUGUGAUUUUUAAAGCUCGUAUUGAUAGAAACCUGAGUGUGUUUGUUUUGCUUUCUGUGAGCUGUUUAGAACCUUUCGCACCUCAUGGUUCAAUGACUAUCAGUUUAAAGAUAAAUACAAAUCAUUGGCUUCACUGCGAUUGAAAACAUGUAAGAGAGUUUGCUUAAAUGAUCACACUCGGUGGUUUUCUCAGUUUUUUUUUGUAACGUGGGAAGGAAUUUCUUCAAAAUCUCUGCAUCCGAAAAUUUGUUUCAUUUUCAUAUACAUGUAUGAGUAGUGCUUUUUUUUGUCUGGUUAUGUAUUUGAAGUGUUAUGUGUCUGUGUGAGCAAACUCCCAUUCCUGCCGCAGGAAACUUUCGUUUCGGAGAGGAAGAAGAACAGGCGAAGAGAUUUCGAGUGUGUUUGUAUUGAAGCGUGUGUGAAGCACGGCUAAACCGUACACUGCUGUGUACUGAUGUGCUGGUCUGUGUGUUACUUGUCGUUAUACCUCAAGUUGCACUCUGUGCUCUUUGUUUCAUGCAUGUGCUAAUCUCCAAUAAAACAUACCAAGGUGGUGACCUUUCAUCCAA